AUGAGGCCGACGUCGGUGGUGCUCAUGGCGGCCGUCGCCAUGGCGCAGGACAUCGACUACAAGGCGGAGCGAGGGGCAAUGUUGCCGGGCGUCAGCCCCGAGAACGUGACGCGGCCAACGUUCACGACCAAGUGCGACGCGUGCAACUUCACCGCGUUCCGCAAGCCGACGUGGCGGACCAACGUCGACGACAGCACGUGCAUCUGGCACCCCGACGGCUCAUGCGUUAUUGGCGUCAACCUCAACGAGAACGAUAUUCCGAUGAGCGACUGGCCCGGCGGCCCCAAUGCCAACGACAGGAAGAGCACGCAGUUCCUCAUGGGCACGGGCGUCGAAGUAAGUUAUGUCGAGGGCCUCUCGAGCGUCGUCUCGUACAUCACACUCUUCCGCCUCGGCAUCGAGACGCUGGCGCUCGACCUCACGUCCAACAAGCGGUCGAUCCCCAACAAUCGCGCGGUCGAAGCGACGCAGCUCAACUUCUCCGACAACCACAUUCGGUCCAUCGACGGCGUCAUGACGUCGGACCAGACGUUCAACUUUUUCGUCGACCGCAACUGGAUCGAGAGCGUCGGUGACAUCUCGACGAUGAAGGAGCUUCGCAUACUCAACCUCAACGCCAACCGCAUCGCCUCGAUCGAGCAUACCGUGUGGCCCAUGAAGCUCGAGACGCUGUACCUCGAGAGCAACAAGCUCACCAGUCUCCCCAAGGCGAUGGCCACCAACUUACGGCGACUCGUGACGCUCUCGCUCCAAAACAACACGAUCGCGUCCCUCGACGGCGUCUCGUUUGGCGAGAGCCUCGCGAUUCUCAAUCUCAAGGCGAAUGCGCUCCACAGCCUCAACAACGUCAUGCUGCCACUCAGCCUCAUCAGCCUCAACCUCGCCGACAACAACCUCACGUGGGUCAACGCGUCCAUCUUGCCCCAUUCGCUCAUGAGCUUGUGUCUCAAGGGCAACCCUUCCGUGCGCUUCUCGGGCUCGGCCGCCGACUUGAAGGCACUGCAAAACCUCACCCACGCCGACCCUAUGUGCAACGACGUCUCGGCCGUCUCGGCGCCGUCCGGUUCGUGCCCCGAAGUCGGUGCGACGGCGGCGAAGCUCUGGGACCGGUACCUCUUUUGCGUCGUGCCACUGGCGUCGGCCGAGGUCCACAACGCGACGAGCGUUCUCACGAUCGCGCUCGGCAUUUUCUGCGCACUUGCGCUGCUUGUGGGCGGCGGCGUCUUUUACGAGAUGCGCCGCCGGCGCCACCAGUACGAGGCCGAGCACCGGUCGUGGCUGCACUCGUCGUCGCCGACGUUCCCGUCGCUCAUUGCCGACAGUGCGCACCUUAUCAACGACCUCCGGUUUGAUCCCGCGUACCAGCGGUACCGCAUCCCCGCCGACUCGAUCGUGCGCGACCGCGUCUUGGCCCGCGGUGGUUUUGGCGUCGUGUACCUUGCGACGCUCAAGACAGAGAAGGGGCGCGAGCAGCUGGUCGCUGUCAAGCGCAUGCUGCCGGAGCGGCUGCGGAGCCUCCGGUCGAUCGAGGAUUUCAUGGAGGAGAUCCGGUUCUGCAUCCGUCUCCAGCACCCGCACAUUGUCGAGUUCAUCGGGUACUGCUGGACGACGCUGCCGAACCUGAGUGUCGUGACCGAGUACAUGAGCGAGGGCGACUUGUGGACGCUCCUCGACACGGACCACGACGCCCAGCGCAUCCCAUGGCACGCGCAGCACGAGAAGGACACGGUGAUGCUGGCCCCCGCGCUCUCCAAGCUCGGUGUGCUUGUCGACAUUCUCAAGGCGCUCGUGUACCUCCACGCGCAAGACGUCAUCCACCGCGAUCUCAAGGCCAAGAACGUCAUGCUCAACGAGAACUUUGUCGCCAAAGUCACCGACUUUGGCACGUCGCGCGAGACGUCGGAAGAAACCAUGACGUCCGAGAUCGGGACCGUGGCGUGGAUCGCGCCCGAGGUGCUCAAGGGCGUCCGGUACACGGAGAAGGCCGACAUGUACUCGCUCGGCGUGCUCAUCUCGGAGAUGGACAUGAUGGAGAUCCCGUACUCCAACAUCCACCGGCUCCUCCCAGAGUCGUGCCUCGGCGUCGAGCUCGCCAAGACGCGCAUCGCGAUGCUCGUUGUGGCCGGCGAACUCCGGCCCGUCUUCUCGACCGACUGCCCAGCGCCGAUCUUGAAUGUCGCGCGACGGUGCCUCGCCUAUUUACCCGAAGACCGACCGACCGCCCGCGAUGUCCUCUCGUGGCUCAGCCCCCAUCUGCCCCCGAUUUCUAACACUGGAAGUUGA
Messenger RNA from Saprolegnia diclina VS20, 2283 nucleotides. RefSeq names its product TKL protein kinase. The transcript is spliced from 5 exons. NCBI's taxonomy places the organism in Eukaryota, Oomycota, Saprolegniomycetes, Saprolegniales, Saprolegniaceae. Gene Ontology annotation, biological process: protein phosphorylation. The record is from RefSeq and is a predicted model, not a curated record. Gene Ontology annotation, molecular function: ATP binding; protein kinase activity; protein binding. Bases 1 to 2283 code for a protein of 760 amino acids.